Molecule: messenger RNA, 419 nt
Organism: Brachypodium distachyon (stiff brome)
Lineage: Eukaryota; Viridiplantae; Streptophyta; Magnoliopsida; Poales; Poaceae
Exons: 1
Coding region: 99-344 (81 amino acids)
Source: RefSeq, a predicted model, not a curated record
UUGAAAAUUUUCUACACAUCGCAGCUGACCUGAUCUCCCACGAACCAAAUACGGCCCGAGCCAUCGACCGAUCCAAUUCCAAUUCCAAUCCAUCCCCGAUGGAGCAGCGUCACGCGGACCAAAUGCAGGGCGAGCACCCGAAGCGGGAGUCUCCUGACCAUGGCCAGCAGCAGCAGCCUUCCUCCCUGAACCCGACGGCCGCGAGGCUGGUCCGGGAGUCCAUCCUCUCCAGCAAUAACCCCAAGCCGGCGGACGGCGAGGAUGGGAAGCCGUCGGCGGACGUCUCGUCGGACAUCCUGGCCUUCGCUCGCUCCGUCGACAGGGUGGACUCCAGCCUCGAGUGACCUUAAUUACCUCGCGUUAAUUUGUACCCACUUGACUGUAGUACCGUAAUAAAAUGUUUGGCCAUUUCUUUCGCA